CGUCUUUCUUCGAGUUGGGGAAGCCAAUCCCUCCAAUUCUCCCUUCACUGUGGCUUCUCGGCGUCCCCCACCAGCAUUGCAACACCCCACGCUCAUUCGUCUGUGCCCCUGCACACGGUCCAACUACGUCCUCAAUCGCAUCCCGCGUCCUUCAAUAAUCCAUAAUCCCCUUGGAGAAGCGACGUCUCCCUUCGCUACGCAUCAUGUCAUCGUUCCAUUCACGCAACGCCUCCGAGGAGACGAAUGCGACGACUGGCUCCUCCAACUACAACUUGAUCAUGGAGCACGUAUUGCAGUAUCCCGGCAGCUACGAGAUCCCUCUGCGAACCAUGUACACGCUCAAUUGUGUUCCGCGAGCUCAACCCCUUCCGAAAGACCUGUCUCGUGCCCCAUCCCCUACCACCACGUCUCCCAUCUCUCGACCGUCGGCAUGGAAUGAGGCAGAAUCCUCAGCCAUGCGCUUCACAUCCCAACUGAUGAACCACCUCGGCGCGCUCCCAACCCAGACCAGCUCCCUCCCGCCUGCCUUCAUCGUCUCCUUCGUCUCUCGCUGCUUCCAUCCCUGCCUGGCGCUCGUGGAUUUUCCUCAGGCACUCACUGCGCUGGACUACCUUCGGGAUCUGGAGAAGAGGAGGUGCAAGGAGUAUGUCUCGGCCUUCGAGCGGUUGGGUAUCCGGAUCGAGAACUUUGACGCCGACGUCAAAGCGGUUGCCGAACAGUACCCGGGCAUAGCCUUGUGGGCCAAGAACAUGCAUGGCAAGAACAAGAAGGCCGAAUCCUACUACGCAAUCAUGUACCUUGGUCUGCGACGAUGGAUUUUGAUCAACGAGCUCUCUCUUCAGCCCUUCAACAAGUUGAACUGUAUGGGCAUGCUCAACACGCUUCUGCCACCCCAGUCGCCUAGUGGGAACUCCAGACUGCCUACUCCUUUGCUUACGCAUCAGGUGCUCAAGGAAGAACGCGACAGCUUCUUUGAAUACAUUCGCAAAGUACAGAAGCACGGUCCAUCCGUCCUCCGGCCUGUCAUCGAAAUGAACAAGGGUCCCGGAGAUCAGACCGGCUGGGACUGCCUCCAGAAGACCCUCGACAAGUACUUGCGCGUGGCUAAGAAGAUGAUUGAUGACUGCGUUACGGCAGGGGUGGAUGACUUCACCGCUGUCGAGGAGGCCAGGAAGGGCAAGAAGACGGAUUCAGGAGUCAGUUUCGGCGCGGACCAGAGACCAGGCACUGCUACUACCGCUGUCGAUAAGCCUUUGCCGAUGAUGCCUACGGAAGCUCGACCAACGAAAGGCAUGAGCAAGAUGGAGCGGCUGGCCAGGGAGUUUAGGCGCAUGCGCGUCAAGACCCGACCGGACGUUGAGGAAAUCAUUGAUAUGGACCGGCACAAUGCGGCACACUACCUCCCGCAGCCCAGGGGUGACGAGGGCAAGGGAAACAAGUCACUCAAGAAAGCUCGCUCCUUUGCGAAUAUUGGCCAUCUGAGAAGCUCAAACCCCAGUUCGGCCUCUCUCGCCAGCAGGAAGAACAGCGACGUGGUUCCCUUCGACCCAGAGCAGAUGAAGCGCCACCGCCAGAAGUACGAAGCUGCAGCGUUGGCCAGGGGAUGAAGAUCCAGGAUAUGAACACAUUGAACUGAAAAGGCAAAAGAUGAUCACCACGACGAUUUGCAUGACAAACUUUUCUUUCUCUUUCUUUCACGACAGCCAUGAAGCAGAACUCUUCUGCAACAGUACUUUGAUGAGCAGGGGUCGGAUAUUCCCUGGUAAGCAAACUUUCUUUUU
Westerdykella ornata is the source of this 1781-nucleotide messenger RNA. RefSeq lists its product as uncharacterized. Lineage: Eukaryota; Fungi; Ascomycota; Dothideomycetes; Pleosporales; Sporormiaceae. The transcript is spliced from 2 exons. The record is from RefSeq and is a predicted model, not a curated record. Bases 204 to 1607 code for a protein of 467 amino acids.